UCUUAUACCCCUCCCUUUACGCCCUUGCGUUCCCCUACUCUGUCGACACUGACCACACAUCACCUUCCCUUUCGUGCGUCUAGGAGCAAGUAGUGUACGUCUUCGAGGCACGAGUUGUAGACCGAAGGGGAGAGGAGCACCGUCUGGCGCAUGCGGAAGCGACAAUGUGUACGUGUCUACUGGACGAAGAGGGGAAGGCCAGUCUACGGAUCAGCCAGGCCAUAGACCGGGAGCUGAGCCAGUUCAAGAAGGAGAACGCCCGGGAGUUCAAGCUCCUGCUACUAGGAACGGGAGAGGCUGGGAAGAGCACGUUCAUCAAACAGAUGAGGAUCAUCCACGGACAGGGCUACAGCGACAAGGACAGAGCCGAAUUCAAAACACUAGUCUAUCGGAACACCGUCAAAGGCAUCCAGAUCAUGAUCGAGGCAAUGGAGACACUAACGAUCCCGUACACUGACCCGUCUAACACGUCCCAUAUCCCAGUUCUGGAGAGACUGGACCCGGAUACAGUGACUGAGAUUUCACAAGAAGAGUUUGCAGCCAUCCGGAGCCUCUGGGCCGAUCCUGGCAUGAAGAAAUGCUUCGAUCAGAGAAAUAAGUUCCAGAUUUCUGACUCAGUUAGA
Molecule: messenger RNA, 623 nt
Organism: Geodia barretti
Lineage: Eukaryota; Metazoa; Porifera; Demospongiae; Tetractinellida; Geodiidae
Source: the annotation of a GenBank genome assembly